AUGUCAAAAGUGUACAGAUCUCUGUUUUUGAUCGUUUUUGUUAAUAUGGGAAGUUAUACAUUUGGCAUCAUAAUGUUUACAUUAUUUACUAUACUAACUACUUUAAAUUUUAUUUCAUUCAAUUUAUUAAAUUUUACAAUUUUUGGCACUAUUGGUGCAACAUUCAUUAAUUUUGGCAGUGCUUCAAAUGCACCAAUUCUUUACAUAAACAGGUAA
Messenger RNA from Meloidogyne enterolobii, 216 nucleotides. Lineage: Eukaryota; Metazoa; Nematoda; Chromadorea; Rhabditida; Meloidogynidae. The record is from the annotation of a GenBank genome assembly.